Lytechinus variegatus (green sea urchin) is the source of this 508-nucleotide messenger RNA. RefSeq names its product nucleolar protein 12-like. The record is from RefSeq and is a predicted model, not a curated record. Gene Ontology annotation, cellular component: nucleolus. NCBI's taxonomy places the organism in Eukaryota, Metazoa, Echinodermata, Echinoidea, Temnopleuroida, Toxopneustidae. The transcript has 4 exons. The annotation marks the transcript as partial. Gene Ontology annotation, molecular function: RNA binding.
ACUACUGUAUUGCUUGCCCUCUGUAAUGAGGUUUGGAAAUGGGAUUUUGAGGUCUUCCCCACGCAGUUAGUCCAUCAUCAGAUCAUCGAUCAUCAUGCCAAGUGACAAGUUCAGACAGAGAAAUCCAAAGAAUAAGCAGACUAAAUUUCAGCUGGUUUUUGAUGAAGGAAGCAGAAGUGAGUUUCUGACCGGCUUCCAGCGAAGAAAGAAAGCUCGAAAGAAGAUUGCUCUGCAAGAAGUAGAGGAGAAGAGAAAAGAAGAUAGGAGGAAAGAAAGACAGAAGAGGAGGGAUGCUCUGGAAGAAGAACUGAAGAACAUCAGACUUCCUGAUCUGGUAACAUCAACUCAGAAGAAGAAAGAUGAGGUGUUUGAUCAUCCGGAACACACAGUAACGGUUACAACCAGCCUUGAUCUCAAGAAAGAACAUGGAGGAAUUGGAGAAAAUCAGGUUGACUAUGAUGAUCCAGAUGAACUAGAAGAGGAGGAUGGGGAGGAGGAGAGCGGAGAU